CGUGGGCCGGGCCUACGACACGGCGACGACGAGGAGGCAGAGACCAAGACGGCGACGACGCAGACGAUCGGCGGAGGCGCUGAAAAGAUAAACCCGGGGCUUCGAGGCGCCUGCGGGUCGGGCGCAAACCACAAGUCCCAGGGGAUCCUGAGCGUGCCUGUGUCGCAAGGCCUGAUGGGACGGGUAGUUUGGCGCCCGGCUCCACCUCUCUGAGGCUCGAGGUCUCUCCUGACCCUAGAAAUGGAGCUGGAGCAGAGAGAGGGGACCAUGGCAGCCGUGGGAUUUGAAGAGUUCUCAGCGCCACCAGGCUCAGAGCUUGCUCUGCCUCCCCUGUUUGGAGGCCACAUCCUGGAGAGUGAGCUAGAGACGGAAGUGGAGUUUGUGUCCGGUGGUCUGGGUGGUUCGGGACUCCGGGAGCGGGAUGAAGAGGAAGAGGCAGCCCGGGGUCGCAGGCGUCGCCAGCGGGAACUAAACAGAAGAAAGUACCAAGCUCUGGGUCGGCGCUGCCGGGAGAUCGAGCAGGUCAACGAGCGAGUCUUGAACAGGCUCCACCAGGUGCAGAGGAUAACUCGGAGACUCCAGCAGGAGCGCAGGUUCCUCAUGAGGGUGCUGGACUCUUACGGGGAUGACUACCGGGCUAGCCAGUUCACCAUCGUGUUGGAGGAUGAUGGCAGCCAAGGUACAGAUGUCCCCACCCCAGGCAAUGCUGAGAAUGAGCCUCCAGAGAAAGAGGGGCUUUCCCCACUCCAAAGGACACCUGCACCCUUAGACCCCAGCAGCCCAGCCCCUGGCGAGGGGCCCAGUGGGCGGAAGAGGCGGCGGGCACCCCGGGUGGGAGCCUCGUUGACCCCAGAACUGGCCCCCGUGCAGGUGGGAGCCGAGGGCUGGGGCCAAGGCGUGAUUAAGGUUGAGGACGACUUUGGCUUUGAAGCAGAUGAGGCCUUGGAUUCAAGUUGGGUUUCUCGAGGGCCGGACAAACUGCUACCCUACCCUACCCUAGCCAGCCCACCCUUUGACUAAUUCUCUCUCCCCAAUAAACAGACCCCCCACCACCACA
Molecule: messenger RNA, 1057 nt
Organism: Mesocricetus auratus (golden hamster)
Lineage: Eukaryota; Metazoa; Chordata; Mammalia; Rodentia; Cricetidae
Gene: Tfpt
Product: TCF3 fusion partner
Exons: 6
Coding region: 241-1020 (259 amino acids)
Biological process (GO): apoptotic process; apoptotic signaling pathway; positive regulation of apoptotic process
Cellular component (GO): Ino80 complex
Molecular function (GO): DNA binding
Source: RefSeq, a predicted model, not a curated record